Messenger RNA from Nymphaea colorata (pocket water lily), 1799 nucleotides. RefSeq names its product protein CANDIDATE G-PROTEIN COUPLED RECEPTOR 7-like. Gene Ontology annotation, biological process: transport. Gene Ontology annotation, cellular component: Golgi apparatus; membrane. The transcript has a single exon. NCBI's taxonomy places the organism in Eukaryota, Viridiplantae, Streptophyta, Magnoliopsida, Nymphaeales, Nymphaeaceae. Bases 184 to 1512 code for a protein of 442 amino acids. The record is from RefSeq and is a predicted model, not a curated record.
UCUGACUCACCUUCCAGAGCCAUCGAGUCACCGACGCUCAACAAACCUGGAGAAGGAAGAGGAAGAAAAGAGGGCAAAAAGAGAGAGAGGGAAGCACAGGAAGAACAAGAAGAGAGAGCUUGGGGGAACGAGAGCUCUGUAACUCCCCUUCUUCCUCCUCACGCGACCUCCCUGAUUCCGUCCAUGGCGGAAGCCUCUCCUCCCGUGCGUCCCCUCUUCGUCCUCUCUCUUCUCCUCUUACUCGUUUCUCCGUCGCUGGCGGAGAUCAAGCACCUGCGGAUCGAGUCCGACUCUCGCUCGAUGAUUCUCUUUGAGGAGUUCGGUUUCACUCCAACCGGCCAUGUCACUAUCUCCGUUUCCUCCGUCUCCUGGACCCCGGAAAACCCUGCCUCCUCCACCACUUUCGAUCCUUCCACCAUGGGCUUCCUCCUUCUCACCGAGGAGUCCCUCCUUCAGAUCAUCGCUGAGAUCGAGCAAUUAUCUCAUUUCUGCGUCCUCCGCAGCCCCCAUGCCCACCUCCUCUUUGAUUUCCACAGCCUCGACACCUCCACUCGGUCCUACAACCAGUCCUUCCCUGUCACCAUUCCCAACCAGUAUAGCCUCUUCUUCGCCAACUGCCGCCCGGAUUUCCGCGUCACCAUGAAUGUCCGCACCGAGAUCUACAACCUCGAGGGCAACGUGCGCGACUACCUUCCGGCCGGCCAGACUCAACUCCCAAAGCUGUACCUCGCAUUCGCUCUCCUUUACUUUGCCUUUCUCUUCGCUUGGGUCUACUUCUGCCUUCGCUUCCGCAACGCCGUCCACCGGAUCCACGCUCUCAUGGGUGGCCUCCUCCUCGUGAAGGGCCUCAACCUCCUCUGUGCCGCCGAGGACAAGUUCUUCGUCAAGCGGACGGGCACCCCUCACGGCUGGGACGUCGUCUUCUACAUCUUCCAGUUUGUUCGCGGUAUCCUUCUCUUCACCGUCAUCAUCCUCGUCGGCACCGGGUGGUCGUUCCUGAAACCUUUCCUCCAGGAGCGGGAGAAGAAGGUGCUUAUGAUCGUCAUCCCUCUUCAGGUCGUUGCCAACAUCGCUUCGGUUGUUAUCGAUGAGACUGGCCCCUUCUCGAAGGAUUGGGCCACAUGGAGGCAGCUCUUCUUGCUGAUCGAUAUCGCCUGCUGCUGCGCCAUCAUCGUCCCCAUCGUCUGGUCGAUCCGGACGCUGCGUGAGGCCUCGAAAACCGACGGGAAAGCCGCACGUAAUCUUGCCAAAUUGACCUUGUUUCGGCAAUUCUAUAUGGUGGUGGUGGGUUAUCUCUAUCUGACGAGGAUCGUCGUCUUUGCGUUGAAGACGAUCACUGCAUACAAAUAUAGGUGGGUGAGUACUGCUGUCGAGGAGGCGGUGACCUUGGUUUUCUACGCAUUCAUGUUCUAUAUGUUCCGGCCUGUUGAGAAGAACCAGUACUUUGUUCUUGACGACGAGGAGGAAGAGGCUGCACAGGCAGCUCUCCAAGACGAGGAGUUCGAGCUAUAGGAUUUCUGAAUCCCGACUGGAUGGCGUUGCACAUUGCGAGUCGGUUUGGAGAACUGCACAUUGUGGGGGAUGCAGGUUUUUUGACUGGAAUUCCGAAAAAUUACUGGUCUUCCUUAUUGCUGUUUCUUAACCCAAUGAUGUUAAGAUAGAAAAGGUUUUGCUUUCUUUUUUCCAAAUGGGUGGUUAUUGUUUCAUGAUGUUGUUCACGAAAGGUCAAUGUUAAUUUUGUGUUCUAGCGGUGCUAGUUUUGUUUGUUAUAUAGAUUCUAUAAUUGUCUGGAUGCUCCA